AGGAGGAGGAAGAAGAAGAGGAAGAGGAAGUACAUGACGCAGGGCUGACUGGGAAACGUGUUACAACCAUAACUUGAUAACUCUGUGACUUACUGGCAUAGGCGUUACAUCUGUAUCCAUCAUGAUAACUCCUGCGUUUGAUCUGAGUCAAGAUCCUGAGUACCUGAUCCUCAACAUUCGUGUGCCUUACACCAGAACAUCAGAGUUUGAUCUUUAUAUUGAUGGAACAGAUUUAAAGUUCUACGCUAAGCCCUAUUUUCUCAGAUUAUCGCUGCCUGGAAAAAUAGUGGAAGAUGGGAGAGAGAGGGCCAAGUUUGACAUUGAUAAAGGUCUCUUCAUUGUUUGGGUACCCAAAGAAACACCCGGAGAACACUUUGAAGGACUACAGAUGCUAACAAGUCUCCUUGCCCCUAAAGGAUCCCGUUCAGCAAAACCAUUGAUAGAGGUCUUAAGCACAGAAUCUAGUAAAAGUACUGGGAAUGAUGAAGAUGACGAUGAAGAAGAAUUUGACUGGAGUUUUGAGCAGGAGAUGUUCCAGGAGAGCUCUGAGGAGAAACAGAAAUACGGCUUUGGCAAUAAGCGGACUGGAGUAUUUGCAAGACUACAGGAAGAAAUAAGUGAUGUGACUGAUGUCAAGAACCCUGAAGACACCACAGCUGCAGAGAGGAGACAGUCACGGCUGCAUGCAGAGGCGUGUGACUUUUCUCCUGACCAUUACCUAUUUUUUGAAGAUGAUGAGAUACAGAGGCUGCUGAAAUAUAAACCAUGGUGGGCGAAACUGAAACCUUCUAAAGAGCCGGAGGGAGAAGCUUCCAUAUCCUUCAUGGACAUUGAGAAGGAACAGCUAAGGAAAUUCAACAACCGCUCCUACCUGCUAGAUAAGAUUUCCCACCAAGUGUGGUUAGGCCUUGUGGAUAUCCUGCUGGCUUAUUCCUAUGAAGUGCGAUCUACAGAGGGAGAGCACAACGUUGAGUCACCUUGGACUGUCAGAAAACUAAGUGGGACUCUAUGCUGGCUGGAAACAUACAAGUCCUUGCAAGAAGUCCUGUUGUCGUUUGGACGGAGGGUCUUGUGCUACCCACUCUACAGACACUUUGCUAUGGUCUCUGCGGCCAUCAGUGACACAGUUUUGCUCUUGAGCUCAGGGAAAACGUGUGUCCUUAAAUGCCUGCUAGAUAUUCACAAAGUCUUCAGAGAGAACGACCCGGCCUACAUACUGAACGAUCUGUAUAUCACAGACUACUGUAUCUGGAUACAGAAGGUCAAGUCAAAGAGGAUGACAGCCUUGGCUGAAAUCUUACAAAAUGCCUCCCUUCAUAAAAAAGACUUGGAUCUAGAACUUGAGGAGCUAGAGGAUGCAGCGAAAAUGGUGAUGGAGGAAGAAUUCAAUAAGCAGGGGCCCGAAAGUUCUCUCGUAGCCCAUAGUGACAGCAGGAGCUGUUCCAGUGACUGCAGCAGCAAGUCAGCUGAUGACAGCAAUGAUUCUGAGGCUGAAGGGCAAGGCUGCAACAAAUCCAACCAGGGAGGAGAGUUAUCUAAAGACAACCCUCCACCCCAACCCACCUCAACUGUCUCUCCUGAUCCCAAGGUUCCCCAAACCCUACUCUUCUCAGCAGAGAGGAAAUCGGACACCCUACCCUCAUCCUCAGAAGACUCCAGACAGCUGAUCCAAGAGCUGGGCUUAAGAGUGGCAGAUGAGCUGAAAAUCACUCAAGAGUCCAGCUACAAAACACUACAAAAUAGUUCACAGCUGAACAACAGUGCAGAAAAAACUGAUGAAACCUCUGGAAGGAGCAGCUGUGGGACAUUCUUAGAGAUAGAUCCUUGUCGAAACCCUUUGCUGGUCAUCCAAAUGAAGGAAGAUCUUGAUGGAUGACAUCAUAUGCUGACAAAAAAAUGUUGUGGAAGACAUUUGAGAAGUAUGAACUCUUUGCAAAAUCUUUCUCAACAAAAUUAUUUCAAAGAUUUAAUUUCCAUCCCAUUUGUUCAAUUGGUAUUUUUUUGUCCUUGUGAUUUAUAGUAGAGGUGUGUGAUAUUGACAAAAAAUAAUAUUUUUAUGUUUUUGCUGAUUUUUCCGAUAACAAUAAUUGACAAAAUUUGCAUCCUUCAAAAUGUUUAAUAAAACCUAAAAAUGUG
Messenger RNA from Labrus bergylta (ballan wrasse), 2136 nucleotides. The record is from RefSeq and is a predicted model, not a curated record. NCBI's taxonomy places the organism in Eukaryota, Metazoa, Chordata, Actinopteri, Labriformes, Labridae.